CUGCUGUCCAUUCACAGGGCAUAUCAGACGUUGGUAGCGCUACCUGCGGAGCGUUUCUGCUGCAUACAUAGGUAUCCGAAAUUGGGCGUGAUUCUCCUGAUUGCAGAGGUUUUUAGAUCAAUUUUGCCCACAGCACUGGGCAAUUGGCCCGUUGGCUCUCACUGUUCAAGGGCAGAGGUGGUGGCUGAGACGAUCUGCUCGUGUAGAGGAGACAAAUUGAAGGGACUUUGGGCGCCAACUCUGUCUUCAACAUAUGGCGACCAUGUACAAGGCCUUUGAGUUUCCUGGCCCUCACAAAAAGCUUGAGGCGACGGAGCGGAAGCUGGAAGAACCUGGACCAGGACAAGUUAGGAUCAAGGUCAAGGCCUGCGGCGCCUGCCAUGGCGAAAUCGUGGGUUUCCUCGGCAUGGCUUCCGCCUACCCCCGCAUCCCUGGCCAUGAAAUCGCAGGCAUUGUCGACGCAGUUGGGGAGGGCGUGACGCGCUUCAAGCCCGGCGACAGGGCGGGGGUGGGCUGGUUUGGGAAGCAGUGCUUUGAAUGCAAGCCCUGCCGGGGGGGUGACUUCAUUUUGUGCAACAAGCACGAGACGAUUGGGCUGCAGUAUGACGGGGGGUAUGCUGAGUAUGCGACGGUGCCUCAGGAAUCGAUGGCGAAGAUCCCGGACGGGAUGGACUUCAAACAGGCGGGGCCGCUCAUGUGCGCAGGCUUGACAGUCUACAACUCACUGCGGCACACCAAAGCCGUGGCCGGAGACGUUGUGGUUGUACAAGGCACCGGGGGCUUGGGCCAUCUGGGUAUCCAGUUCGCAAACAAAAUGGGCUUCCACACAGUAGCCGUCUCGCGAGGGCAGGAGAAGAAGGAGGGGGCGCUCAAACUUGGCGCCCACAAGUACGUUGAUGUCACCACCGAGGACCCGGUCAAGGAGAUCCAGGCCCUGGGCGGUGCCAAGGUCAUUCUGAGCACGGUGACUGACAUGGCGGCUAUGUCGUCUAUCGUUCCGUGCCUCGGCAAGAACGGGUGCCUGCUGGUCCUCGGCGUCGGGCAGGGGAAACUCGAGGUGGAUCCCAUGGUCCUGAUCUCGAACAAAGCUACCAUCCAAGGGUGGGCGUCCGGCACACCGUCUGACAGCGAAGACACGAUGAACUUUGCUCAGCUGGCUGGGAUCACGUCCGUAAACGAGGUCUUCCCCGCUUCCAAGGCCUUGGAGGCGUACGAGCGUAUGAUGAGCGGCCGGGCACACUUCCGGGUUGUGCUGGACUGGGAAGCCGAGGAGAAAUAGGUGCUUGAGAGGAAUACAGGGCAUGUUUAUGCGGACAAGCAUCUACAGUGGCCCAGGAUUUUGCACGCAGAGACAAGAUUGCGCGUUUCACUGAGCGUUAGUUGUAUUAUUCAGCCCUCUUCAGGUUGAUCAAGUGGCAAGUCAUUUAAUGUGAGGCCCUCUUGGUUGGUUCUCAAUUGUUGCAGGUUGUGUAGAUUCAAAGGAAAUCGAGUACAGUACACGCAGAACUGGUUGGUUAUCUGACGCAUGGCAUUUGAAUACAAAGAUGCUUUCGUUUGACUUGGCUGGAAGUGACCUGCCGUUGCGUUUAAGUUGAGGCUUCCUAAUUUGAAGGCUGUAUGUUCAUGCACAGUGUCUUGGUCUUGGCAUACAACCUUUUUAGCUCAAACCUAAGAACUUGCAGCUAGAUUGCCAUCUUUUCUCCUAAGUUGCAUGUAAACAGAUUCAUGAAGUAUUUGAUUAAAC
Molecule: messenger RNA, 1744 nt
Organism: Klebsormidium nitens
Lineage: Eukaryota; Viridiplantae; Streptophyta; Klebsormidiophyceae; Klebsormidiales; Klebsormidiaceae
Source: the annotation of a GenBank genome assembly